This is a messenger RNA of Cuscuta europaea, 1497 nucleotides long. The record is from the annotation of a GenBank genome assembly. NCBI's taxonomy places the organism in Eukaryota, Viridiplantae, Streptophyta, Magnoliopsida, Solanales, Convolvulaceae.
CUUUAUUCUAAAUGAAAGGGUGGAGUCUUUUGUUUGGUUAUUUCAGACUUUUCUGAAAUCUAUGGGUGGUAAACACCCCAUCAGUUUCAUGACAGACCAGUCAUUUUCCAUGGCAACGGCUAUCAAAUCUGUAUUUCCUGGGGCGAGACAUAGACUCUGCACUUGGCAUAUAGAUGAGAAUUCAAAGAAACACAUCAUGCAUCUACGCAAGAAGAUAAAUUUUGUUUCUCUUUUUGAUUAUGUUGUCAAACGAUGUGAUACUGUUGCAGAGUUUGAUUUCUAUUGGAAUGAAUUGAAUACAGUUUAUGAAUGCAGUGACAACACAUGGUUGAAGAGGCUGUACAGUCAUAAAGAAAAGUGGUGUCCUGUUUUUUCGAAGGAUUACUUCUCUGGUGGUGUUUUAUCCUCUCAAAGAAGUGAAUCUACAAAUAGAUCUAUAUCUAGAAGACUUACCAAGACUGCAACAUUAUGUGAUUUUUACAAAAUGUUUUGUGAUGUUGUUGAUGAAUGGAGGUUAGAUGAGAAUGGUCAUGAUUUUAGAUGUUCUGAAGGCACCGUUGAGAUGGUAUUGCUACAAGACACUUUGUUGACUCAUGCGAGAGAUGUGUAUACCCUUGAGAUUUUCAAAGUGUUCCAAGAACAAUAUUUGAAGGGUAUGUCACAUUUUUUUUAAAUUAAUCUCACAGAAUUGUCAUGAGUAUGUGUAUCAUGUUUGGUUGAAUGGGGUAGAUAUGAUUAGACACAGUGUUACUUUUAAUCGGCAUGACAACACAGUGACAUGCACUUGUAAGAUGUUUUCUGAAGUUGGCAUUUUUUGUAGACACAUUUUGCGUAUAUAUAAUGUGCAUUGUGUCAAAUGUAUUCCCCAAGUUUAUAUACUCUCUAGAUGGACAAAGGCUGCCAUUCUGCCAAAUGUUAAUCUUUCUGUUACGCAUGGAACCGAUAUUAUGUCUGGCAAAAUAUUGGAAGAUUCUGUUUGGAGAGUGCAAAUGACUAGGAAAUUCAACUCAGUAUUGAGUGCAAGUGCUGGUUUUCCUGAAGCUAGACGAGUAUGUGAUCAAGGAUACGACUCUAUUAAACAUUUUUUAGAUGCACAAAGAGAUGCUUCUGUUGUGGAUGAAUCUGCUUCUAGGACAAUAUUGGAUCCUCCACGGUCUCGUUCUAAAGGUCAGCGAAAUACCCGAAAGAGAAGUAUUGUUGAGAAACAGUGCAAAAUAGUCAAAGCUCGCCGUUCGAAAUCCCAAAAUGUUGCCUCCAAUUCAAAAGCAGUUGCUCAAUCUGUUGUACAGGACACUGUUAAUUUCAUGGUUCCACAAGGUUAUGUACUUGCUCAUCCAAUUGGAGGAAUGACGUCUUUAAUGCAUGUGUCUGGAUCUCCACAAGUUUUUGCUCCAUACUUCAUGCAAUCCAAUGCUUUGAACCAAAUGCAGAAUUAGUUAUAGUCACACAUGUUUGGAAAACCAAAUGCUUUGAGGAGUUUACAUAUCAUAUUGUGAA